AUGCCACCCCCACCCAGCUCGUGCGCGCUGCCGGCCAAUGCGACCGACUGCAUUCUUGCGUUUCGCCUGCACACGCUGCAAGACAACGUCGAGACCGCUAUCGCCUGGGUGAAUGCUUCGUUUGCGCCCUUGGUCGUCUCGCAGUACUUUUACGUGGCCGCAGCCUUGCCGCGGAAUGCCACGUUGGUCCAGUACCAAGUGUCGCUGCUCGUGCUACCGGAGGCCGACGCAUCACAAUUUGCCCGCACGUGUCCGUCCUCGUGUUUUGGCGCCGCGAGCUUCUUCUCGGGUAUCUCGCCAGCACUAGCCGCGUCAUCGAUCCCCAGUGGCAACUCGACAAUGGUUGCGAUCGUGCGGCCACCAGACGACGCGCCGUCCGUGAACCUCGCGCUGAUCCUCGUAGGCGCUGUCCUGGGCGCCAUGGUGCUACUGAAGAUGCUUGUUUCCGUCGUUGUGUGGGUACAAGCGCGCAAGACGUCGACGCACACCACAGGCAACGACGACGACGAUAUCGCGUCCUCGGACGACGAGGCGAGUCCCAAGAAGACGCUCAAGCAGCCGCGCUGGCGCAAGUUUGCCUCGACUGUUACAAAGGAGAAGAAGAUGAAGGUGACCGCCAAGCCAGGCACGCUCGAGCACACGAUGCAAGUCAAAGUCCUCAACGACGAGUACUUUCACGAAGAGACCCACGCCGUGGCCAAGUCGCUUUUGGACCUAAGCAGGAAGGCCCGCAUUGAGCUCAAAGCCGAGGAGCGCAAGGGCCGUGCGGCGCUGGAUGUGCACAUGACGCAUAUGCAGCCGGACGAGGUGCUCCAGGGCCGCCACUUGGUGCUGACGAGCGAAAUGACGGAAGGCGUGCUCGUCGCGGUCGUCUCAAAAUCGGCGGCACUCACCACGCGUUGGCUCUUUGUGAACAUUUCCCUGACGCGAUUCAAGCUCAAGGCGUCAGCGCUGGGCAAGCCGUCCAAGCCGAGUUUCAAGGGCAGCGGAAAGCGGUCCAUUGAGUUUGCUUCGCUGCGUGCUGUGACGCCGUACACGGAUGCUCUUCCUCCCGCGUACAAGAGCGACCAUCUCCCGCGGCUGCGCACACAAAUAAACAAACGAAUCGCUGCGAAGGCGACCAAGACACCCACCGUCGUAGCGUCCCAGAAUAUCAAGACGGCCGAAACGCAGGUAGCAGAGAGCACGCAGGUCAACGACGCAAGUCGGCGCAGCAUCUACGUGGUGCACGUCGAGUUCACCAACAAACCCGACAUUCUGUUCGCUGUUGACUCGGCCAUCGAUCAAGAACAAGCCGUGUACACGUGGCAGCGCCUGAGUGAAAAGGAAAAAGCACGAGCGAACGCCCCCGCGCGCUUGAACUCGUGGGCGCUCGUCUCGGCUGAGAGCGCCAAACGAUUCUCCGUCGCGGCCGAGGUCCGACAAGCAAGCGCCGUCUUGGACGCUCCCGAGAUUGCUCUGGUUCCACGAGAGUCGCUACCCGCUACGGUCGCUUCGGCAGACACAGCAGAACCGUAA
This is a messenger RNA of Saprolegnia parasitica CBS 223.65, 1518 nucleotides long. RefSeq lists its product as hypothetical. The transcript has 3 exons. Lineage: Eukaryota; Oomycota; Saprolegniomycetes; Saprolegniales; Saprolegniaceae. Bases 1 to 1518 code for a protein of 505 amino acids. The record is from RefSeq and is a predicted model, not a curated record.